GACAGUCAGUCAGUUUUGUUUCGAGUCUGCGCGGUGGAAGUUGUGCCCACAUAUUCACGUCCCGUCCGUCACACAGUUCGUGUUUAAAGUGUCUAUUUGUAGUUUCCUUGCAUGCUGGUGAACACAGACGAAAAGGCUAAGAGAUGAGCCCGAGUCCGCGGCUGGGAAUUUUCUGGCUAGUGACAUUGUUGCUCUUGUCUAUCGUUGGUAGCCGUGAAUCCCAGCUGCGCAUUGGCAAAGCCAUCAAUAUAUUUCUACGUUAUGGCUAUUUGGGCAUAUCGAUGCGUGUAAUACCCUACAAUGAUAAUGUCGACUCAGAGCGUUGGAUAUUCAAGGAGCCAACAUGGAAUAUUUACAAGAACAUUACUGAUCUGACUGAGAAUCGUGAGGAUAAUACUCCUGGCAUUUUCCAUGGUGACUUCCACAUGGAAUUCUGUGAGAAUCGUCGCCAACUGUUUCAGGCAUAUUUUCGUGAUUUUACAAUUGAACGUUUGGACAAGCCAUGGGAAGCCUUUACGGGCGGUUGGUUUCCGGAGAAUGCAGCCAAAAAACUUGGCAUUAAUACCUCCUUUAUACAGGGAGAUUACUCAUAUGUAUUGGUGCGUGUAGUGCGGUUCCGGGAAACUGGAAAACUGAAUUCACAAAUACCUAUCGAUCAGCCGCUUGAGCCGGAUGUGAGAGCUCGCAUAGAUCAAUUGGAAAUUGGGAAUCUAACAUCGGCCAUACGUUUCAUGGAGUCCUUUGGCACACACUAUGUCAACUCCUAUACCACUGGGAACUCUCUAUAUCAAGUAUUUGUAUAUAGUCGCAAAAACUAUAAAAUGAUUAAGGAUCGCAUCAAGAGCAAGGGUCUUAAUGGUCUAUCGAAAUUGGAUCUUUACAAUUAUUUUGCACCAUGGUUUGCCGAGCAUCUGGGUCAAAUACGUUCGGCCAGUGCCAAUGCAACUGUGGAACGUUGGGCUCGUCGCAAACUGCAGUAUGAGUACUAUGUGGUGAAAUAUGUGACAUUGCUGAAAUUGCAUGGAAAUAGUACGCUCUUGAGAUCCCUGGAUACGCUUCUGGGAAACGAUGCCAUUCUGCAAUUGGAUCUUAAGUCACUCAAUGUGGUCUUUAGGGAGCAACCUGAGAAAGAGAGAUGGUUCCACGAAGUGCUCGAUAAUAAUAUGAAACUGUGGGAAUUUAAUAUGCCACAGAAUCAUCCAAGCCGUUAGUUAGUCUUUCUUUUCCAAUGGCAAAAUGUCUGUACAAAAGUUCCUAGAUGGAAGUUGAAGCGGCUAACAUACAUACAUAUAUAUCUGCAUAUCUAUAUGUAAAUGUAAUUGUGUAAUUGUAAUUUAGAUUUCUAGAGUGUAAUUGCUGUUUUGCCUGUGAUAGUUUUUAGAUAGAUUUAUUAAAUGGACAUUUGACAUGCA
Drosophila willistoni is the source of this 1412-nucleotide messenger RNA. RefSeq names its product torso-like protein (gene tsl). NCBI's taxonomy places the organism in Eukaryota, Metazoa, Arthropoda, Insecta, Diptera, Drosophilidae. The record is from RefSeq and is a predicted model, not a curated record. The coding region runs from base 144 to 1211 and encodes 355 amino acids. The transcript is spliced from 4 exons.